Molecule: messenger RNA, 719 nt
Organism: Rhodamnia argentea
Lineage: Eukaryota; Viridiplantae; Streptophyta; Magnoliopsida; Myrtales; Myrtaceae
Exons: 2
Coding region: 170-532 (120 amino acids)
Cellular component (GO): nucleolus
Source: RefSeq, a predicted model, not a curated record
CAUAGAUGAUAGCCCACCAUUUACCAACAUAGUUCACGGAGCCUAGAGGCGGUGGCGCGUGGGUCGCACGCCGGCGAAACUGAGGGAAAAUUAGCGCCUCAUCCUCGCGCUGUUUCCAAAUUCGUCCCGGGGGAAGAGAGCGAGAGUCGAGAGAGAGAUCGCAAGUUCAAUGUCGGACCCUUACGAGCGAGCUAAAGGUGGGAGGCUGGCCUUCAAGGGCGGAGCCCUAGCGUCUCGCAGCAAGUCCAUCGACAAGAAGCACAAGAAGAAGCACAAGCAAAAGCUCAAGGACGCCGCCGUCGAGGACGGCGAAAUCGAGCAGCCGCAAGUGGAGGAUGGUGGCGCCGCCGCCGCCGCUGCCGCGGGGGCCCAGGAUAUUUAUACCAUCGACGCGGCGAAGAAGAUGAAGUAUGAGGAGCUGUUCCCCGUGGAGACGAAGAAGUUCGGCUACGACCCCAAGUUCAAGGCCAAGAACGUAGAGGACGCGCUCGAUGACCGAGUGAAGAAGAAGGCGGAUCGAUACUGCAAAUGAAUCGCUUUCAAGUUUUGCAGGAAACAUGUGCAUUGGAUGCUGAAGUUGCAGUCGCCCUUAAUUGCAACUGAAUCACUGAAUCGUGUAUAGCAGCAAACCAAUACUUGUCAUUGAAGGUUAUACUGGGCUUGUGUUCUUUAGAACGAUACAGGAAGAGUAACCUUUCUAGGAAGUAAAAUAGUCGGUU